Molecule: messenger RNA, 2198 nt
Organism: Pan troglodytes (chimpanzee)
Lineage: Eukaryota; Metazoa; Chordata; Mammalia; Primates; Hominidae
Gene: CASP9
Product: caspase 9
Exons: 10
Coding region: 201-1451 (416 amino acids)
Biological process (GO): proteolysis; intrinsic apoptotic signaling pathway in response to DNA damage; apoptotic process
Cellular component (GO): cytoplasm; cytosol
Molecular function (GO): cysteine-type endopeptidase activity
Source: RefSeq, a predicted model, not a curated record
GACUCCUGGGGGCGGGGCGAGGCCUUGGAGAUGCGUCCGGAGGCGGUGGGGAGUGAAGACUGACCCGGGGCCGUGACGCGGGGGCAGGCCCUGGGGCGGGGGCGGGUCCUGGGGACUGGGGCGGGUCCUGGGGACUGGGGCGGGCGGCCGAGGCCCGGAAGCGGACUGAGGCGGCCUGGAGUCUUAGUUGGCUACUCGCCAUGGACGAAGCGGAUCGGCGGCUCCUGCGGCGGUGCCGGCUGCGGCUGGUGGAAGAGCUGCAGGUGGACCAGCUCUGGGACGCCCUGCUGAGCCGCGAGCUGUUCAGGCCCCAUAUGAUCGAGGACAUCCAGCGGGCAGGCUCUGGAUCUCGGCGGGAUCAGGCCAGGCAGCUGAUCAUAGAUCUGGAGACUCGAGGGAGUCAGGCUCUUCCUUUGUUCAUCUCCUGCUUAGAGGACACAGGCCAGGACAUGCUGGCUUCGUUUCUGCGAACUAACAGGCAAGCAGCAAAGUUGUCGAAGCCAACCCUAGAAAACCUUACCCCAGUGGUGCUCAGACCAGAGAUUCGCAAACCAGAGGUUCUCAGACCGGAAACACCCAGACCAGUGGACAUUGGUUCUGGAGGAUUCGGUGAUGUCGGUGCUCUUGAGAGUUUGAGGGGAAAUGCAGAUUUGGCUUACAUCCUGAGCAUGGAGCCCUGUGGCCACUGCCUCAUUAUCAACAAUGUGAACUUCUGCCGUGAGUCCGGGCUCCGCACCCGCACUGGCUCCAACAUCGACUGUGAGAAGUUGCGGCGUCGCUUCUCCUCGCUGCAUUUCAUGGUGGAGGUGAAGGGCGACCUGACUGCCAAGGAAAUGGUGCUGGCUUUGCUGGAGCUGGCGCGGCAGGACCACGGUGCUCUGGACUGCUGCGUGGUGGUCAUUCUCUCUCACGGCUGUCAGGCCAGCCACCUGCAGUUCCCAGGGGCUGUCUACGGCACAGAUGGAUGCCCUGUGUCGGUCGAGAAGAUUGUGAACAUCUUCAAUGGGACCAGCUGCCCCAGCCUGGGAGGGAAGCCCAAGCUCUUUUUCAUCCAGGCCUGUGGUGGGGAGCAGAAAGACCAUGGGUUUGAGGUGGCCUCCGCUUCCCCUGAAGACGAGUCCCCUGGCAGUAACCCCGAGCCAGACGCCACCCCGUUCCAGGAAGGUUUGAGGACCUUCGACCAGCUGGACGCCAUAUCUAGUUUGCCCACACCCAGUGACAUCUUUGUGUCCUACUCUACUUUCCCAGGUUUUGUUUCCUGGAGGGACCCCAAAAGUGGCUCCUGGUACGUUGAGACCCUGGACGACAUCUUUGAGCAGUGGGCUCACUCUGAAGACCUGCAGUCCCUCCUGCUUAGGGUCCCCAGGUUGACACCUCCCGCUCCUCCACUGAUGGAGCUGGUCCUCAGUGCCAGCGCAGGAUGGCUCUGUCCAGACCCUGAAGGUCGCUAAUGCUGUUUCGGUGAAAGGGAUUUAUAAACAGAUGCCUGGUUGCUUUAAUUUCCUCCGGAAAAAACUUUUCUUUAAAACAUCAUAAGGCCAGGGCCCCUCACCCUGCCUUAUCUUGCACCCCAAAGCUUUCCUGCCCCAGGCCUGAAAGAGGCUGAGGCCUGGACUUUCCUGCAACUCAAGGACUUUGCAGCCGGCACAGGGUCUGCUCUUUCUGCCAGUGACAGACAGGCUCUUAGCAGCUUCCAGAUCGACGACAAGUGCUGAACAGUGGAGGAAGAGGGACAGAUGAAUGCCGUGGAUUGCACGUGGCCUCUUGAGCAGUGGCUGGUCCAGGGCUAGUGACUUGUGUCCCAUGAUCCCUGUGUUGUCUCUAGAGCAGGGAUUAACCUCUGCACUACUGACAUGUGGGGCCAGGUCACCCUUUGCUGUGAGGCUGUCCUGUACAUUGUGGGAUGUUCAGCACUGUCCCUCGCCUCAAUGCCAGUAACGCGUCUUCCUGAGUGGUGCCAAACAAAAAGGUUCUCAGGUGUUGCCAAAUAUGUCCUGGGGUAUAAAACUUUCCUCGCCUGACAACCACUGGUCUGUAGGGAUUUUUGGCUACACACAAACCAGUAUCUCUCAUAGAUCAGCAAGCCGGGGCCUACUAGAGUCUGAACAGCUGUAAUCUAUGAAUUCUAAGUGAAAGUUUAAAAAUUGUUAAUUUUUCCUAUAUUGCAUUAAUUUUAAAAAAUAAAUCUGAGGCAAAUA